AAAACACAAAACAAAAAAUAAAUAAAAUUUGGGAAGAAGAAGAGAGAAAGAGGAGAGAUCGGAAGAGAAGAAGAAGAAGAUGUCGAGUAGCGAUCCACCUGUUCGUGUUUACGCUGAUGGAAUCUACGAUCUCUUCCACUUCGGUCAUGCUCGCUCUCUCGAACAAGCCAAGAAAUCGUUCCCAAACACGUAUCUUCUGGUUGGAUGCUGCAGCGAUGAAGUUACACAUAGAUAUAAAGGCAAAACUGUCAUGACCGAAUCCGAACGAUAUGAAUCUCUUCGCCAUUGCAAGUGGGUUGACGAAGUCAUUCCUGAUGCACCAUGGGUUAUCUCACAGGAGUUCCUUGAUAAGCAUAAUAUCGACUAUGUUGCUCACGAUUCUCUCCCUUAUGCUGAUACGAGUGGAGCUGGAAAAGAUGUAUAUGAAUUCGUUAAAAAGGUUGGAAAGUUUAAGGAGACGCAACGUACUGAUGGGAUUUCUACCUCAGAUAUUAUUAUGAGGAUUCUUAAAGAUUAUAACCAAUAUGUGAUGCGUAACCUGGAUCGUGGGUAUUCAAGGAAAGAACUUAAUGUCAGCUAUGUGAAGGAAAAGCGUCUUAGAGUCAACAUGGGUUUGAGGAAAUUACGUGACAAAGCCAAGGAACACCAAGAAAAAGUGGGAGAGAGGAUACAAACAGUCGCAAAAACUGCUGAACUGCAUCGUAACGAGUGGGUGGAGAAUGCAGAUCGUUGGAUUGUUGGUUUUCUGGGGAUGUUCGAGGAAGGUUGUCACAAAAUGGGAACAGCCAUCAGGGAUAGAAUUCAAGAACGGUUGACGGGACAGCAGCAAUUGCGACUUAAGAAUGGUGAUCCUGAGAAUGGAGAAGAAGAAUACUAUGACGAAGACGAAGAAUACUACUACUACGAGGAUGAUGGCGAUGAUGAUGAUUUUGAAGAAGAAGAAGAAGAAGAAGAAGAGGAGGAGAAAGGGAAAGGGGAAAAGUAAGUGGUGAAGGCCCAGAAUCUGUUUCUCAGGAUACUGUUAAGUGUGAUCUAGUAUGUCGAUUUGGAGAUGUUUAAGAACAAAGUAGUCAGUUUUGCAGUCCUGUAACAUGAAGUUGCAGACCCUUUAUAAAUAUACACCAUGUAAUGUUUUUCUCUUUUUUGUUCCUUUGUUUAAGUGGCAAAUCUAGUUGUUUUAACUGUGUGGUGGUGGUUAAGACAACCAAGUCUGUACAAGAAAUGUUCAAUUCUUUUUUUCUUUCUUCCUUC
Papaver somniferum (opium poppy) is the source of this 1251-nucleotide messenger RNA. RefSeq names its product choline-phosphate cytidylyltransferase 1-like. The record is from RefSeq and is a predicted model, not a curated record. The transcript is spliced from 8 exons. Gene Ontology annotation, molecular function: choline-phosphate cytidylyltransferase activity; phosphatidylcholine binding. Gene Ontology annotation, biological process: CDP-choline pathway. NCBI's taxonomy places the organism in Eukaryota, Viridiplantae, Streptophyta, Magnoliopsida, Ranunculales, Papaveraceae. The coding region runs from base 80 to 985 and encodes 301 amino acids.